AUGGUGUUUUUGGAGCUUGAAAUGAAAGGAAAAGUGCCCUUCCAUCCUGACCAGCUUGAUUCCAGAGGUUGUCUUCUUCCCAGCAAAGCUGCAAACCUCCACCUUCUCGCCGGCCUCAUCGGCAAGAAAGCAUCGAAGAAACACGGCUACUAUGUCGCAGCCACCAUUCACGACUCCACGGAUGAAGGAGAAGCUGGCGAGCUUAACGGCGAAGCCAUCAUCUUCACAGUAUCCUUCAGCUGCACUGCCGUGAAACCCCGCAAGGGCGAGAUCUUAAUUGGCUUCGUGGACAGGGUUGUGAAGCACGGCAUAUUUCUCAAAGUUGAGCCGAUUGAAAGCAUUUUUCUCCCAGAAAAGAUGAUGGAAGACUACAAAUUUGUCAUGGAAGAAGAGGGAAUGUUUGUGAAUGAGUGUUUGGAGUCAAUAAUGGUGAAGGGAACUAAGGUGAGGUUUAGGGUUGAUGCAAUCAGGUGGAUUGAGUGGGAUAGAGAGUUUCAUGUAAUGGCAACAAUUAGAGGGGAUUUCCUUGGACCUAUAUCUAUUUAA
Molecule: messenger RNA, 546 nt
Organism: Phalaenopsis equestris
Lineage: Eukaryota; Viridiplantae; Streptophyta; Magnoliopsida; Asparagales; Orchidaceae
Product: DNA-directed RNA polymerase V subunit 7-like
Exons: 1
Coding region: 1-546 (181 amino acids)
Biological process (GO): DNA-templated transcription initiation
Molecular function (GO): single-stranded DNA binding; single-stranded RNA binding
Source: RefSeq, a predicted model, not a curated record